AUGAGCAAUGUGGACGACAUGGCUUGGCUGUUUUCAUCAGAGGUCGGACAGCAACAAGCCACUCCAAGCAUGGAGAUGGGAUUUCACCCGCACGGAAGACUUUUGGGCGACGAAACUCUGGUCAACUGCGUCUGCAACGAACCUCCAGGCUCAUAUUGCGUCUGCCCUCCUAGUGCUUCGGUAUUUGGUUACAGUCCCGGGGACCUCGAGCAAUUACCCAUGCAGAGAAUCCAUGGGGAUUCCAAUGAUUUUGUAUUCACUGUGACGGCACCACACGACCAGAAAGACACGAAGCCCCCAGUCUCGACUAGAAAAGAGCGUCGAAGGCAGCAGAACCGUGCAGCGCAGUACCGACAUCGAGAAAAGCGCAACCGAUUUCUCCGCGAGACACUUCGCAGUAUUGAGGCUUUGAACGAGGAAUUGAGGCAGACAAGGGCCCAGCGCGACUAUUUUAGACUCAUGUAUGAAGGGCUUGAGACGCAGAUGUUGGAGAUUAAAAUCUCAACGACGCAUCUCACACAGGUCUACUGGAGCGAUGUGCAAGCGGCUGAUCACAACAGUCUUAUUGUUCCAUUAGCAUUACAGAACCCCGCCCUGUUCAACGCAAUGAUGGCCAAAGCCCUCACAGAUUUCCGUUUCGGAGGCAAUGGGUUGUCGGACGACAUGGUUCCCCGGUGCAACGAUAAUGAAAGUAGAUCAGUCAAGAUUGAUUUUGCCUUUUUCAAGGUACAGGCGUUGAAACAUCUGAGAUUGACUUUGGGUGAUGGAGCGAUGCGUGAGAUCUUCCAAUCUAUUGUGAUAACCACAAUUUUCUUGGUCAAAAUAGAGCUGGUAGAAGGCCACGUAAAGGAAGUGCGCAUGCAUUUGCGUGCGUUGCGAGAGUUGUUCCAAAACGGUGCUUCCUUGGAGUUUCUCUCGCCUUGCGCGAGGUUGCCUUCAUUGCUUACAAUAAAUUUGGCUUGUUCGGUCUGUCAAGAGCCUCCAAUUCUUGUGCCAGCUUCUUGUGCGAACACCGUCAUGUCAGAUGAAUUCAUGAAGGCCAUGAAUGAUUGUCCCAUAACAAUCUAG
Messenger RNA from Cladophialophora bantiana CBS 173.52, 1068 nucleotides. RefSeq lists its product as uncharacterized. NCBI's taxonomy places the organism in Eukaryota, Fungi, Ascomycota, Eurotiomycetes, Chaetothyriales, Herpotrichiellaceae. Gene Ontology annotation, biological process: regulation of DNA-templated transcription. Bases 1 to 1068 code for a protein of 355 amino acids. Gene Ontology annotation, molecular function: DNA-binding transcription factor activity. The transcript is spliced from 5 exons. The record is from RefSeq and is a predicted model, not a curated record.